Molecule: messenger RNA, 846 nt
Organism: Penicillium maclennaniae
Lineage: Eukaryota; Fungi; Ascomycota; Eurotiomycetes; Eurotiales; Aspergillaceae
Product: enoyl-CoA hydratase/isomerase family protein
Exons: 4
Coding region: 1-846 (281 amino acids)
Biological process (GO): fatty acid beta-oxidation
Cellular component (GO): mitochondrion
Molecular function (GO): enoyl-CoA hydratase activity
Source: RefSeq, a predicted model, not a curated record
AUGGCAGACUUGCUACAUUCCCCGCCUCCGGUUUCCAAACAUUUCCGAUUGUCCUUCCCCAAACAUGGUGUCAUGCUGGUCACCAUAAACCGGGAGAAACAGCGGAAUUCAUUACCGUCCGAUGCUCAUUGGGACGGACACAAUCUGUUUACGUGGUUUGAUGAGGAGCCAACGCUCCUUGUGGCCGUGGUCACCGGCGCCGGAGAGAAAGCAUUCUGCGCAGGACAAGAUCUAGCGGAGCAGAAUGCAUCUCGUCGCGGACCAAAGACAGCGGAGCAGCUGGCCGUUAUGAACCAUCCACCGUCCGGGUUCAUGGGGCUAAGCCAGCGCAGGGGAAAGAAGCCCGUUCUCGCGGCUGUCAAUGGAUUCGCUCUCGGGGGCGGCUUUGAAAUUUGUCUCAACUGUGAUAUGGUAGUGGCAUCCCCCGACGCCCAGUUUGGACUGCCCGAAGUCGCCGUGGGACUAUACGCCGCUGCGGGUGGUCUUCCACGACUCAUUCGCAUCGUGGGCCUUCAGCUUGCAUCGGAAAUUGCGAUGACGGGAAGACGACUUUCUGCGCAGGAAGCUCUCGAGUGGCGCUUGAUCAAUCGGGUCGCCCAGACUCCGGCAUCCGUUGUAGAGGAAUGCCUGGAUCUAGCGGGUCGCAUCACAAGCUUUUCUCCAGACGGUAUCAUCGUUAGCCGACAAGGGUUGAGAGAAGGAUGGGAGAACCCCAGCGUUGAGCAAGCAACAUCGAGGACAAGACAGGAAUAUGGGAACAAGUUAGUCGCCGGGGAGAAUUUCAAAAUCGGUGUCGAGGCCUUUGCCCGCAAAACGCGACCGAAAUGGGUUCCGUCGCGUCUGUGA